UCAUAUUUCAUACUUCUGUUCUUUGAGCCAGAAAAAGUAACGAACAUUAUAAUAUGCCGCGAUCGCAAGUUACUUCGGAAACAAAUGUUAUCCCUUCCAGCGGAGAGGUGCCGUUUCAACGAUUGAAAUUUGAAAAGUAAACUCAUCGUAACUUCUUGACCAGGCAUCAGUUUUCCGAAGCCUCGUUAUCAGUUUUGCUGUUCGAAAGUUACAGCUACAAUAUCCAACAAGUUGAGUUUGGUUUAUCUACACACGGUUGAUCGUCAUGGACCCAACAAAACUCCCUUCAAUUAUAUGGUGCUGACUGCUGAGUAGCGAACACGUGGGAUUGUGGAUUAGGAAUCUAGCAAGUGGGUUUAAUUUCUGAUUCAUUGGUCUUCACAAUACCCUAUCCGUUAUACACAGCCCCUGCCAUUCUUGAGUGAACCCCCAUGAGAAAAUUCCAAAAACCCUCUCUUAAACCCCUCCCUCAACUUUGAUUUCUUCUUUCUUUCGCUCCUGAAAUCUUUAAUGGCGUCCAUAUCUAGAUUUGUUCUCAAAGAUUGCAACUUUAAGACAUGCGAUGUGGUUUAUAGAUCAGACUCUUGUUUCCUUGCUGGGAGAGCACAAGCUCAUCUGGAUGUAAGAGGAGUUUAUUUGCCUGAGAAUGGAAGAAGUUUGACCCUUCAAAGCAAGUCACAGAGUCCAAUUCUUUCUCUAGCAUCCCCUUCUACAAUUUCGAAGAACAAGAGGAACUCCCCAGUUUUAUGCAAUGCGGUGACAAAUAUGUCUGGAGAUGUCCCCAAUAGUACACCCGGUGGAAUGAGCAAGUAUGAGAAAAUUAUAGAAACUUUGACCACUCUUUUUCCUGUUUGGGUCGUAUUGGGCACCAUUGUUGGAAUUUACAAGCCAGAAGCGGUCACUUGGUUGGAAACAGACCUUUUCACUCUUGGACUGGGUUUCCUCAUGCUUUCAAUGGGAUUGACGUUGACAUUUGAGGAUUUUAGACGAUGUCUACGAAAUCCGUGGACUGUUGGUGUUGGAUUUCUUGCUCAGUACUUAAUCAAACCCAUGCUUGGAUUUGUAAUUGCUAUGUCUCUAAAGUUGUCUGCGCCCCUUGCAACUGGUCUUAUAUUGGUCUCAUGUUGUCCUGGAGGCCAGGCAUCUAAUGUUGCAACCUAUAUAUCCAAGGGGAAUGUAGCACUUUCAGUUCUUAUGACAACCUGUUCAACUAUUGGAGCUAUUGUGAUGACACCACUUCUUACUAAGCUUCUUGCGGGUCAGCUUGUUCCAGUUGAUGCUGCGGGCCUGGCUCUCAGCACUUUUCAGGUUGUUUUGGUGCCAACGAUUGUUGGAGUGUUAUCAAAUGAGUUCUUCCCGAAAUUCACUUCGAAAAUUGUUACAAUCACACCUUUAGUUGGAGUUAUUCUCACUACGCUGCUCUGUGCAAGCCCAAUAGGGCAAGUUUCAACUGUUCUGAAAACUCAAGGAGCACAAUUGAUACUUCCGGUGGCUCUCCUACAUGCUGCUGCAUUUGCUCUUGGUUAUUGGCUCUCAAAAACAUCGUUUGGUGAAUCCACCUCUCGAACCAUAUCCAUAGAGUGCGGGAUGCAGAGCUCUGCGCUUGGAUUUUUACUCGCUCAGAAACAUUUCACAAAUCCCCUCGUCGCCAUCCCUUCAGCUGUUAGUGUAGUUUGCAUGGCGCUUGGUGGGAGCGCUCUUGCCGUCUUUUGGAGGAACAGGCCAAUUCCUUCUGAUGACAAAGAUGAUUUCAAGGAAUGAUAAAUAUUAGCCUUUAAAACCUUCUUCCAGUUGGUAGUUUUACAAGAGACAUUUUUCGCUAUGAUCCAGAGAAAAUUUAUGCUGUCAUCUAUUCAAGGAUGAACCCCCUACGUGCUCGAUGGCAGAAACUUAUCUGGAUCCUUUGAAUAAUGAAAAGGGAAUUUUAUAUCCGCUUGGCCAACUGUAAGUCUGAUCAAAUCCAGUUAGGAUAGAGCAUCUUGUAAACUUGAAGGUUUUAUUAGAGUUUUGAGGUUCUGUUUGUUUUUA
Molecule: messenger RNA, 2028 nt
Organism: Tripterygium wilfordii
Lineage: Eukaryota; Viridiplantae; Streptophyta; Magnoliopsida; Celastrales; Celastraceae
Product: sodium/pyruvate cotransporter BASS2, chloroplastic
Exons: 13
Coding region: 511-1761 (416 amino acids)
Cellular component (GO): membrane
Source: RefSeq, a predicted model, not a curated record